GCUCCUGCUCUCAUGCGCCCCGCGUGUGCGCCCUCGCGCCCCGUCGGCAGGUGUGCGCCCGCCCCGCCCCGUCGCUGGGCGUGCGCCCGCCGCUAUAAAAGGCCCCCCGCCCGCGCAUACCUCCACGGUGGACCCAAUGACAAUCCCCACCAUUGCCCGCGCCCACCUCUCUGCCGACACGUACGACUACUGCGACGUCCUCGCGACCGUCGCAGAAGACUCCACUCACGCCGAGCUCUGGACCGCGGGAAACAUCGACAGCCCUCACCCUCUGUUCGUCAUCGACCACGCCCUCCUCCAACUCACCCUCUGCCCCCUCAACAACCUCACGCUCACCAACGUCGACGCGUCAAUUCGCGUCCCUUCGCUCCUCUCAUUCCACAUCCUCUCCGGCUGGUCUCACCUCAGCCGCCUCGCCUUUGUCGGAUGCAGCCACACAUCCGCCUGGCUCUCCCUCCUCCGCGCCGGCGCCCUCCCCGCCCUCGACCUCCUCGUCCUCUCCCAUUCCGACUAUGAUCUCCACGCCCUCGUCGACGCCCUCUCCACGCGCGUCGCAACCCACCUUCGUCCCCCCUCAACCUCCAGCUCACUCGCACCCGAUUCAGCCCUACUCCCGCCGGUCCAGCUUGGCCCCAGGUCCUCGCAUCCGUCAGCGCCGUCCGCUGGGAGCAGUGCUUUUGCACCAUGUCGACCCGAUGCUGGCUGCCGGAUGAAUUUGACGACACCGAACCGCCCACUACCGACGACGACGACAUGCGCGACGACGAGUCCUGUAGCGGCGGCUCCGAAGAUGGCGGCGGCUCCGAAGACAGCGGCUAAAGUGACGCAGAUGGCGGCUACAGCGACGCAGACGACGACCACGGAGACAACAGCGACGCAGACGACGACAGCGACGAAGAGCUAG
Molecule: messenger RNA, 904 nt
Organism: Fomitopsis serialis
Lineage: Eukaryota; Fungi; Basidiomycota; Agaricomycetes; Polyporales; Fomitopsidaceae
Exons: 1
Coding region: 137-904 (255 amino acids)
Source: RefSeq, a predicted model, not a curated record